Messenger RNA from Mesocricetus auratus (golden hamster), 1290 nucleotides. Its product is annotated as cell surface glycoprotein CD200 receptor 2. The record is from RefSeq and is a predicted model, not a curated record. Gene Ontology annotation, biological process: regulation of neuroinflammatory response. The coding region runs from base 58 to 807 and encodes 249 amino acids. The transcript has 5 exons. Lineage: Eukaryota; Metazoa; Chordata; Mammalia; Rodentia; Cricetidae. Gene Ontology annotation, molecular function: signaling receptor activity. Gene Ontology annotation, cellular component: external side of plasma membrane.
GGACAGAUUCACUGAGUCCAUCCAGGGCUUAUGGUGAUUUAACUAGAAACCACUCAGAUGAAUGCUCUGGGCAGGACCUCGGCUUUGGGGAUACUGAUCUCCAUCACCAUUUUGGUGUCUGUUAACACUACAGUGUCUGUACAGAUGGGUACAAAGGUUCUGCUGUGCUGCAAGCCUACUCCAUUGACAAAAGCAAUAUUAAUAAUAUGGGUAAUAAAACCCAGAGGCCCGCCUCCCUGCACAAUAUUUUACAGAGUAGAAACAAAGAUCAGUGAAAUGAAGUGUAGAGACAUGAGAAUCACCUGGGCCUCCACAUUUGACCAGAGUCCUGACCUUCAGAUCAAUACAGUGGCCCUCAGUCAUGAUGGGCAUUAUUCAUGUGAUAUAGCAUCAUCUGAAGGACAUUUUCAUAAGAGACUUAACCUCCAAGUUCUAGUCCCCCCUGAAGUAACCCUGUUUCCAGGGGAAAACAGAACUGCAGUUUGUGAGGCCAUUGCAGGCAAACCUGCUGCUCAGAUCUUUUGGGCUCCAGCUGGGUAUCAUGUCACUAAGAAUGAAUUACACAGCAAUGGCUCUGUGACUGUCAGGAGCACAUACUACUGGGAGAACAAUAAUGUUCCUGUUGUGUUCUGUUUUGUCUCCCAUCCAACUGGCAGCAAGAUUCUGUCCAUAGAAAAGAAUCAAAGUGUCACCAGCCCUCUGCAUUCCUUGCUGACCAUUCUCUAUGUGAAACUUUCCCUUUUGGGGAUUAUUCUGCUCAUCAUAGGAUUUGUUUUCUUCCAGAAGAGAAAUUAUUUCAGAAAAUGAAAAUCUGGAUUUCCAAAGCCCAUUAGCCUGAUGACACAAUACAAGAAAACAGCCAUUUGAAAUCACCUCUCUCAUUGGCAUCCAGCAUACCUGUUCCUGAUGUUUUCAUGUUUGUUAGAAGUCAUGUGACACCUGGCAGUCAUACAGUAUGAAUGUACAGGCAAAAGUUUGAUGCUUACCACAUACAUGUAUAAAUGGCUAUCUACUCUCUUCCCUUCCCCACUUCUCAGGUCAAAGAAGAAGAAGAUGGCUUAGCAAAAGGUGAACAACAGUGUUGGCUGAAUUUCCUUCACCCAUGUCCUCCAGGAAAGGUUUCCAUCAACUUUGUGUUCAUAGCUUCAUUUUAUGUGAUCACAAAUUGAUGGGGAAGUCCUGUGUAUAUGUCAAUAAAGCACUGUUGGCCAAUAGGGAACCAAGAUAGGUGGGACUAGGAAUCCAGGAGGACUCUGGGUAGGAGAAACACAGGAGUCAAGAUGUAACACC